Penicillium samsonianum is the source of this 794-nucleotide messenger RNA. Its product is annotated as coiled-coil-helix-coiled-coil-helix domain-containing protein. The record is from RefSeq and is a predicted model, not a curated record. The transcript has 4 exons. Bases 114 to 362 code for a protein of 82 amino acids. Lineage: Eukaryota; Fungi; Ascomycota; Eurotiomycetes; Eurotiales; Aspergillaceae.
UCCACGUCCAAUCUGGUUUUCGAGCAACGCUUUGGCAUUAUAUUUUAUUCGAUUAAAUCACUUGCCUCAAUCAUCCAUUGCAAACACAGGAGAAAUACGAACUCACUGCACCCAUGGCGGCUGAGUCAACCCAAGGAGACACUCACGACAAAGCGUGGGAGAAAGCGGAGAAGAAGUUCACACAUAAACAUGCUAGCGAGUACUACGACCCAUGCCAAGACUUCGCGGAUCGGAGUCUCAAGUGUAUGAAACGGAACGCCUUCGAGCGCGAAAUGUGCCACGAUUAUUUCCAAGCUUAUCGUGAUUGCAAAAAAAACUGGCUCACCCAGAAGAAAGUUUCUCUGACGCCUCAGCCCAAAUGAGACAUUUCUAUCAUUCCGGACCAUUCUUACUGAAAUUAUCGACAACUUUCCUGGCUGUCAAGAUCCCUGACAUUCCCAAAGCGUUGUUGCAUGCCAAUGCGUAAGGUGUGCUGUUCUAUCAACCUAAUAACCAGAAGCCUACCAAACCCAAGCUCCUAGAUUCUUUCAUAUGCACCGCUAUGUGAUGAACAUUCCAACUGCCGUCGGGCGUCGUGAUCUUGUUAGGCUGGUAAAAAUUUUCCCUGGUCCGGCUCUGACCUGCGGGAUAAGCGAAUUUCUCUUUUUGGACUUGUUUUCCUGCGAUUGGCUUAUACAUGGCGUAUUGGACUACCUUUUGAAUGAUUUCAAGUUGUAUAUUAACAAUUUUGUAUCCUUGGGGUCAUAUUUAUCUUGUCCAGGUAUAGUGCUUCUGAUUUUCACGUUCAGUCGAAU